Messenger RNA from Glossina fuscipes, 1059 nucleotides. RefSeq lists its product as uncharacterized. NCBI's taxonomy places the organism in Eukaryota, Metazoa, Arthropoda, Insecta, Diptera, Glossinidae. The record is from RefSeq and is a predicted model, not a curated record. Bases 1 to 1059 code for a protein of 352 amino acids. The transcript has 5 exons. Gene Ontology annotation, cellular component: extracellular region.
AUGGGAAGAUUUAAGGAGAAUGUCCCACCAUUAAAAACAAAAUUAGAAUACGGUAUAAAGACGCCAAGCGAGACAAGUAUAGAAGAAGAGGUGCUUGCUAAAGAAGAGAAACCGGCAGAGCCUCCGGCAGCAAUACCGGCAGACUCUUUUGAAGACGAAUGUCUGAAAAGUCAUAAUAAAUAUCGGGAUAUGCAUGGUUGCCCUCCCUUAGUGUUAAACAAAGAACUAAAUACUUAUGCUACAGAGUGGGCUGAGCAUUUAGCCCGAACGGAUAAAUUUGAACAUCGUACUAACAACCGUUAUGGUGAAAACCUUUACUACAUGAGCGGCUCAUUUACACCGACGCCUGAAGAUGCAGUUAAAGCUUGGUAUGAUGAAAUUUCAAUGUAUAAUUACAAAAAACCUGGAUUUCAUUCGAGCACCGGCCACUUUACUCAAGUAGUUUGGAAGAAAACUAAACAGCUAGGUGUUGGAAGAGCUACCAAGGAUCGUACGACUGUUGUCGUCUGCAAUUAUGAACCACAUGGUAACGUUAUUGAUCAUUUUGCCGAAAAUGUCCCACAAGUGGGUGGUACAAUUUUAAAAGAAGAGCAGCCUAUAAAGAAACCAGAAGAUAUAGCGCGAGAAGCUUCACAAUUUGAGGAGCAAUGUCUAAAAGUUCACAAUAAAUACAGAGCAUUACAUGGCGUCCCCCCUUUAAAAUUGAACAAAAAGCUGACCGCUUACGCUGCGGAGUGGGCAACGACCUUGGCCAGAACAAACAGUUGCAAGAAUCGUAAUUCUGAUUAUGGCGAAAAUAUUUAUUGUAUGACCGGCGGAAAAGCAACUGCCGAACAGGUGGUCACUUCGUGGUAUGAGCAAAUCAAAAAUUACAAUUUUAAAAAGCCAGGAUUUUCUGGCAAUACCGGCCAGUUUACGCAAGUCGUUUGGAAGGAUUGUAAAGAAUUAGGAGCAGCUAAACAUGUUUCAGGCAACAGCACAUAUGUUGUGUGCUUUUAUGAUCCUUCUGGUAACUAUACAAAUCAGUUUCCAGCUAACGUAUUACCACCUAUACGCUAA